ACCUCCGCUUCACAGUAGACCAAUUGGGCUGAGAGGUUUGUGCACCAGCUGCAAAAGGCUCCAUCUGUCUGACUUACACACACUCAGGUGUCAGAAAGAAAUGGGUAACUCAACAGGAAGCACCGUGGAUGACCUGCAGGCGGUGGAGAUGCACCUCUGGUACAAGAAGUUCAUGACUGAGUGCCCCUCGGGUCAGCUCACCCUGCACGAGUUCAAGCAGUUCUUCGGGCUGCGGGGGUUGGACCCCGAGGCCAACGCCUACAUAGAGCAGAUGUUCCGCACGUUUGACAUGAACAAGGACGGCUACAUAGACUUCAUGGAGUAUGUGGCCGCUCUCAGUCUGGUGAUGCGGGGAAAGAUGGAGCACAAGCUGCGCUGGUAUUUCAAACUUUAUGAUGUGGAUGGCAACGGCUGCAUCGACCGACAUGAGCUCCUCAACAUCAUAAAGGCCAUCCGUGCAAUCAAUGGGAAUGAGAACCAGGACAUAACUGCUGAGGAUUUCACUAACCGCGUGUUUGACAGGAUUGAUAUAAAUGGAGAUGGUGAGCUUUCCUUGGAGGAGUUCGUUGCAGGUGCUCGCAGUGAUGAGGAUUUCAUGGGGGUGAUGAUAAAAAGUCUGGACCUCACCCACAUUGUGGCCAUGAUCCACAACAGGAGGCACAGCGUUUAAGGCCUGCCUAGUCCGCCUGCCGUGUCCUCAUUCAUGAUUUAACCCGAGAGCUUCAGUGUGCGUUGCCUCUGGUAAAAAAGUCAUUUAUAGACUGAGAUUUCUAUUAAGAUUGAAUCCAGUUUAAUAUAAUGCCAGUAUACUGCAAACACUGACAUUUCUUAUUUUUAAUCUCUAAAAGAGUGACACACGUGCACUUUCAAUACAUUUGGAUGACUCAGUCAACCUUUGCAAGCUGGUCAUUGUCCUUGUUUAAUGCUGCUGAGCUCUCCCAAGGCUACCUUGGCAUAAGGGAUGAUCUCUCAGACGGUCCACUUACCCAGAUACCCCGAGGGAUAAAAGAGGGAGAUAGUGAAGUAGAGUGGCAAUUAUAUGCACUCAAUGCUUUCCCAAUCUUUUUUUUUCCACUCUGCAUCAAAUUACUCAACUCUCUGUUUACCCGUUUUUGCCUGUGGGGUUUACAGGAGGAAGCUAUGACUCUGCAGUGUGCAUAACAUCCAGGCUAAUUUGAUUAAGUCAAACGCUGUAAUACAGCAACAGGUAAAGGUUUUUGAAGAGAUUUAAUAGUGUGCAGAUACAAUUCUCAAAUGUUUACUUUUUUUUACAUUUUUAACCUUUUUUUAACUUUUUGAAAUAAGUUGAAGCAAAAAGCGAAACACUGUCUUGAGGUAUAGUAGCAUUUUUGUGAGUUGGUGUACGAUUUGCUGCCUGAUCAGCAUAAAUACAGAUAUGGAUAGAUUACCUUUAUGUUCAUUGGCUACGCUCGACUGGUGCCUUCUGUUGGAAGACAGCAGAAAGUGUGUGUGUGGGGGGGGGGGGUUCCGGCUUUUGCUUAUUUGUACAAUAAAAAUGAACAAUUUAAACCUA
Siniperca chuatsi (mandarin fish) is the source of this 1534-nucleotide messenger RNA. RefSeq names its product guanylate cyclase activator 1A (gene guca1aa). The transcript is spliced from 4 exons. The record is from RefSeq and is a predicted model, not a curated record. Lineage: Eukaryota; Metazoa; Chordata; Actinopteri; Centrarchiformes; Sinipercidae. Gene Ontology annotation, molecular function: calcium sensitive guanylate cyclase activator activity; calcium ion binding. The coding region runs from base 101 to 670 and encodes 189 amino acids.